This is a messenger RNA of Egretta garzetta (little egret), 2842 nucleotides long. RefSeq names its product transmembrane p24 trafficking protein 2 (gene TMED2). Bases 1147 to 1497 code for a protein of 116 amino acids. Lineage: Eukaryota; Metazoa; Chordata; Aves; Pelecaniformes; Ardeidae. The record is from RefSeq and is a predicted model, not a curated record. Gene Ontology annotation, biological process: endoplasmic reticulum to Golgi vesicle-mediated transport; intracellular protein transport; Golgi organization. The transcript has 3 exons. Gene Ontology annotation, cellular component: COPII-coated ER to Golgi transport vesicle; endoplasmic reticulum; endoplasmic reticulum-Golgi intermediate compartment.
CGUGGGCGGCCUCGGAGACGACGAGGAACCUCUUGUGGGGGUUACGUUCCCUCAGGCUGCUCGUCGUUUCUGCUGUUGCCGCAGAAGGCAGCCUUCCUGUCUUCAGAGCCGUUCUCUUGAGGUUUUCUUCCUUAUUCUGCUCGAUGUGGUCUUGUCGUAAUAAACCGUUUGGCGGGAAGAACGAAUGGGAUUGCUCCUUGCAAAAACGCGUUGGCUGUUGUGGGAGCAGUGUGUCUCCCCUUGAAUCAAAAGGCACUGGCUGUAAUCUGGUUGUUUGCCAUCAUAAAAGUUGCGGGUAAGUCCUUUUGUUCAAUGAGACUUCUAAUCGGUAGGAGAAUAGCAAGUAAGAAUUCCUCUAGCUUGGUGAAGAGACGGUGCUUGUUUGUUUGAAAUAACUUAAAACAUAGAGAGUUGUUGCUGAGAGUGACGAUAAUGAUUUGAAAUUGCACAUCGCUCUAGUGCAGGGCAGAGCCUGGAAGCUGUGAAAUCCCAUUCAGAUGUCACUAAUGGAAGCUCAGCAGCAGAGUUUGGUGGCCCGGCGGGAUGGAAGCCUUAAGAUCACAGUGACCCUGAGUGCUCAGUACUGAGGCCCCUAGCAGAUUUGAAAUGGUAGCUGCAACAAUGCACAACUGUAUGACUAAAGCAGUAUUGACACAUGGGAGAGUGUCUCUUUUUCCUUUUUGUUUUUCUUUAAACAUCCAAGAUAAGGUUUCACCUGCAGUUGUUAAUUUGGCUAACAGCCAGGGCUGUAGAUAGCUUAUGGUUUACUUGUUCUUGAAUGCUUCUUAACUUGCCUAUGGAAGGCCAGUAACCUCGGCCAGUAAGAGAGGCUUUUGUAUGACUUUCUUUACCAAGAAGUUUUCUGUUUUAAAAAAAAAGAUUUCUGUACAGAAAAAUGCAUCCCUGCUUUUGAGUUGUGGGAGGGAAAGUAAGAAGAAUGCCAAACAGAUUACAGAUGGUAUUGGUAACUCUGGCUGGAUAACUAUAGAAUAUACAUGCAGUGCUGUAAUGCUGUAUUUAAAACCACUGUGUUUUAAAUAAAACGUAUGAUACUUUGUUUUCCCCAUCCAGAUUACAGGGCCUGAUAAUAAAGGAAUUUAUAAAGGCGAUCGAGAGUCCAGUGGAAAAUACACGUUUGCCGCCCACAUGGAUGGAACUUACAAGUUUUGCUUUAGCAACAGAAUGUCCACCAUGACUCCCAAGAUAGUGAUGUUCACUAUUGAUAUUGGAGAAGCUCCAAAGGGGCAAGACAUGGAGACAGAAGCUCAUCAGAACAAGCUAGAAGAGAUGAUUAAUGAGUUAGCAGUGGCCAUGACAGCUGUAAAGCAUGAACAGGAGUACAUGGAAGUUCGUGAAAGAAUACAUAGAGCAAUUAAUGACAACACAAACAGCAGAGUGGUUCUUUGGUCAUUCUUUGAAGCUCUUGUAUUAGUUGCCAUGACACUGGGACAAAUCUACUAUCUGAAGAGGUUUUUUGAAGUCCGAAGGGUUGUUUAAGAGUACUUUUCUGGUCCCGGAUUUCAGUUCACUGUCUACCAAACAUCCUGGUCACAAAAAAGUCACUUAGUUUCUGAACCCUCUCUACUGAACUGUCAAACUUACUGCUUAUGUUCCUUCCUAGUUAAAAAUGAAUUGUUUUUAUAUAUCUUCUGUAGCAAAAGCUGUGCUGAAAUCUUGUCACUUAAUUGGCAUAAUUUUUUUCACUUAAAUCUGCCUAGUCUGUAUGCUAAGCGAGGUCCAAGCAAGCUGCAAACGCUGUAAUUCAACUGUAGUAACAAGCGAUGUUAAUGUCUCUUCUAACUUUUUUCCCCCCCCCCCGUUCUCGUACUUACAGUUCUAUCUAGGGAAACGGUACAAGGCCCUAACAUGACGGUUUGCGUUUUUGACAUCUUUAACCCUGCAGUAGGUGUUAAUGAAAUGGAAAUAAUCCCUUCUUUGCUUACAUAAACUGCCAUGGAGAAGUGGAACUUUAUUCUGAUAACAAAUAAAAAACAGCUGGCAACUUCCAAUCUAGUAUUCAUACCUAGUUGCUAUUUAAAAGAAAGUCUUCAGUAACUAUCCUAAUUAAGUCAACUUAUUCCCAAAGUUCUUUUGAAUUCAAUAGUUGAUAUGAAAGUACAUUUUUCUCCUCUCAUCACCAAAUGUUCUCAUACAGUUUUUAGUCUUUCACAGGUUUUAUAUCGAAGCCAAUUGUGUGCAGUGUCUUGGCAAACAACAGUUAACCCUUUGGUUUUUGCAGGUCCAAAGCUCAGACUGUUGGCGCUAUUGCAGAAUGCAUUAGUGUUCAGGAAACCUGGAUUCCUGAUGCCAAAGGGUUAACGAUUCUGGGGGUAUAUUGCAAUGCUAUGCAGCCCUUGUAUUUAAGUUAAGUGGCAGUCUCUGCCAUUAUCUGAUCAUAAUUAGCAUAAUGCUAAAUACCGGUGUGUUUUCUUUUUCAGGCACAUGUAGAUUUGUUUUUGUAUAAAGUUACUUUCCUCGGUAUCUGAUGAUUGGUUUAAAAAUUAAAGAAGCGUCUGAUGUGGGUGCUGAGCCAGGAUUAUGUUGUGACUGAUGUAUAUUAGUUGUAAUCAUUUUUGGGGGUGGGGUGGGGUCUUUUCCAGGGGGAGCCUCUACAAGUAACACACAACAGUUUUGUACAAUUAAUUUAAAAUUUGUUACAGGUUUUCAUGUUCCAGGUAAAGUUUUUUCAACCUUGGGCAAACACGUGCAGCAGUUCUUCAGAAAGGUGGCUGUUACACCUUAUUGUGACUGUUGUGUGCCAAUAUUUUUGUGUAAAACACUUAAAAUUGAAUUCUAAGAUGUACAUUUAAAAAUUGCUUGUGAAUCUAAAUAUGACCCAGGU